AUGCGAUACCUCCUCUACAGUCUUCUCCUGGUGGCCCCGGGCCUCGCCGCAGACCUGUAUGUCUCGCCAUCUGGCUCUGACAGCGCAUCAGGUGGAAUCAAUUCGCCGCUGAAGUCGAUUCAAGCCGCCGUCGACGCGGCCACCGCUGGCACCACAAUCUACCUGCGCAAGGGCACCUAUUCGCCCUCGAGUAACAUUCAGAUCAAAAAGAAGGGUUCACCCGGAGCGGCGUAUGUCGUGCGCGCUUACGAGGGUGAGAAGGUUAUCAUCGACGGGGAAGAUCUACCGGGCACCCCUGCUGAGGUCGGUGGCUCGCUGGCCAACAAGGAUCGAGGUAUCUUCCACAUUCAGGACGCCGAGUACUGGGAGUUCUACGACCUCGAGUUCAUCAACGGGCCGUACGGCGUGUACGCCAGGGAUGCUUCGAACAAUCACUACGAGCGGAUAACUACCCGCGAGAACUACGAGACUGGCUUCCAGCUCGAGGGAGCCUCAGCCAACAACACGGUUCUCUAUCUCGAUUCGUACGGCAAUCGGGAUCCUCGCAAGAACGGCGAGAGUGCCGAUGGAUUCGCCUGCAAGGAGGGUGAGGGUGAGGGCAAUGUGCUGCGAGGUGCCCGACUUUGGAACAAUGUCGACGACGGACUGGACCUCUGGGAAUUCAAAUCCGGCGUGACCAUCGAAAACACUCUGUCUUGGGGCAAUGGAUAUAACAGAUGGGGUUUCGAGCCCUUCGAAGGUGACGGCAACGGCUUCAAACUGGGCGGCGGCGACGAAGCCGACAAAGGACCGGCUAACCACGUCCUCACCAACUGCAUCGCCUUCGGAAACUCGCAUGACGGAUUUACCGACAACUCGCAGCCUGGCGAUUUCACCCUCAAGCGCAACACGGCCUGGAAUAACGCUGCCAUCGGCUUCCGUUCCCAGACGGCCGUAUCCACGCUGACGGGCAACAUUGCGGCGGCCAACGGGGAGAAGCCGACCUCUUUAAGUGACAAACAGGUUUCGAAAGGGAACUCGUGGGACGGCAGUGGCAGCUGGAGCAACAGCAGCUUUGUCAGUAUCGACGUGAGUCUGGUGCAAGGGGAUCGUAAGGCCGACGGAAGUAUCGAGGCCAGUGAUUUUUUGUUGCCAAAGUCGGGAGAAGCCCUGGGCGCCACGACGGAUUGGUCUGCUUGA
Messenger RNA from Aspergillus melleus, 1179 nucleotides. RefSeq names its product putative pectate lyase. The coding region runs from base 1 to 1179 and encodes 392 amino acids. NCBI's taxonomy places the organism in Eukaryota, Fungi, Ascomycota, Eurotiomycetes, Eurotiales, Aspergillaceae. The record is from RefSeq and is a predicted model, not a curated record. The transcript has 5 exons.